CUUAUCAACAAGCCCAGAAUGAUCAGGCUAGGCCGGUUACAAAUAUUAUCUCGGCUCAAAUGUGUUUUCUAGAGUCUAUCUAAAGUUUAUUUCUUUUUUCGAAAUAAUCUGGAGUCUAAAGAUCUUCGCGUCUGGCGAGUUUCUGAGGCAAGAAAAAUUUUCUCGGGAAAAUGUCGUCGUUGGGUACAUCAAAGGGGAUUUUGGAGAUCGCCAAGUUUGGUGUGUAUGUGACUGUACCCAUAUUUCUUAUGUACACUUUCGCCAACAAUACCAAGAAUCUCCAGAAGUUCAUGGGAAAUCGGUCCUAUGUAGUAUAUCCCCCAGAGGCACCAAGGCCUCCCUCACCAGAGGAACUAAGGGAAAUGGCACGAGAAUUAGCUCGUGAGAGGAAGAUUCGUUGAUAUGCUAGCAGUAAAUGACUUGUUUCUUUGAGUUGUAUUAAACAAUAUAUGUAUAAUAUGCAGCUAUAUGCUUUAAAGGAUUUUGUGCCAAUCAUGAAAUAAAGUCUUGUGUGGAGAAUUUUCGAGCUGGUUUUGUCCCUACUUGUUGCUUGAGCGAAAUGCGUUAUAUUUGUUAAAGCAAAAUAAUUAGUUGGAAUGUUGCAUA
Messenger RNA from Jatropha curcas, 606 nucleotides. Its product is annotated as sporulation-specific protein. Gene Ontology annotation, cellular component: mitochondrion. The record is from RefSeq and is a predicted model, not a curated record. NCBI's taxonomy places the organism in Eukaryota, Viridiplantae, Streptophyta, Magnoliopsida, Malpighiales, Euphorbiaceae. Gene Ontology annotation, biological process: mitochondrial respiratory chain complex IV assembly.